Messenger RNA from Chelonoidis abingdonii (Abingdon island giant tortoise), 4698 nucleotides. RefSeq names its product caldesmon 1 (gene CALD1). Gene Ontology annotation, biological process: actin filament bundle assembly; muscle contraction; angiogenesis. The record is from RefSeq and is a predicted model, not a curated record. NCBI's taxonomy places the organism in Eukaryota, Metazoa, Chordata, Testudines, Testudinidae. Gene Ontology annotation, molecular function: calmodulin binding; actin binding; myosin binding. Gene Ontology annotation, cellular component: actin cytoskeleton.
CAUCUCUGCAGGCAGGCUGGACCCACCUUGGCUCAAGCCUAGUCAUUGGCUGCUUAUUAGAAUAAAUUGAGAACAAUGCAUACCACUGGCUGCCAAUUGUAAACAUAAGGGAUAUGUAGUCACUUAGCAUUGACUUUUGGGUGGGGCCAAGGAAAGUCUGUAAGUUUUAUUCAAUAGGGCUGUGUGUUAGGCUGCUGGUGUACCUUUCUUGCUGUGCUCCUGCCUAAACAGCCAGUUAUUCGUUUCCUUCCUACUAGUUGAAAACUUUUCAGCUGCAGAGUGAUCACCCACAGUGCUCCAGAGACAUCAUUCCAAAUUCAUUCCUUAGCGCUCAGCAGCUGGUGUGUGACUGACAGGCCCAGAAGCGUGCAUCUGAUUGCUUUCAUAUUCUGAUCUGUUUGGAGUUUCGAAAGCUUGAACACGCACCAUGGAUGACUUUGAACGCCGCAGAGAACUCAGAAGGCAAAAGCGUGAGGAAAUGCGCCUUGAAGCGGAGAGACUAGCCUAUCAAAGAAAUGAUGAUGAUGAGGAAGAAGCCGCCAGAGAACGCCGUCGACGGGCUCGACAGGAGAGGCUGCGGCAAAAGGAAGAUGAUGAUCUAACAGGACAAGUGACAGAGAAAUCAGAAGUUAAUGCCCAGAAUAGUGUGGCAGAAGAGGAGACCAAACGUUCUACAACAACACUAACAAACACUCAAGGGGAAGGGGAAGAUGAUGCUGCGUUCUUGGAGAGAUUGGCAAGAAGGGAGGAAAGACGCCAAAAGCGUCUCCAGGAAGCCCUGGACCGUCAAAAGGAGUUUGACUCAACAGUCACAGAUGAGGGCUUGUCACUACCAAGCAGGAGAGAAAUAAACAAUGUGGAAGAAAAUGAGACCAUGGGGAAAGAGGAAAAGAUUGAAACCCGCCAAGGACGUUACGAGAUUGACGAAGCCGAAACUGUCACUACGUCGUACCAGAGGAACAACUGGAGGCAAGAUGAAGAAGAAGAAGAAAAGAAAGAAGAAAAAGAUAAGGAGGAGGUGCAGGAGGAAAAGCCAGAGCAGAGAACCAUAGAGGAAAAUCAGGUAGAAGUAACAAUAGAAAAGAAAACAAUAGACAAAGAAGAGGGACCAGUGGUAUUAGAAGUAAAAACCCUAGAUGUCAAUGUAGAAGAACACAAAGCAGAGAAUGAUAUGAGUGUCCUACUGGUAGGGGAGCCCAGGGCAGGAGUGGGGGCCAUAAAUCUAACUGUAGUUCUAGAUCAUGAGAAGCUUAGGAAUGAAGAAGAGGAAAAGGCUGAGGAAGAAAAGAAGAGAACAGAGGAAAGGGAAAGGCUUGAGGCAGAAGAGAGAGAGAGGGUUAAGGCAGAGGAACAAAAAAAAGCUGAAGAAGAAAGAGCUAGAAUUGAAGCAGAAGAGAAAAGAGCAGCCCAGGAAAAAGAAAGGAUUGAGGCAGAAGAGAGGGAGAGGAUUCAGGCAGAGGAGAAGAAGAGAGCAGCUGAAGAAAGGGAGAGGGCAAAGGUAGAGGAGGAGAAGAAGAAAGCAGAAGAAAGGGAGAGGGCUAAGGCAGAGGAGGAGAAGAAGAGAGCAGCUGAAGAAAGGGAGAGGGCUAAGGCAGAGGAGGAGAAGAAGAAAGCAGAAGAAAGGGAGAGGGCUAAGGCAGAGGAGAAGAAGAAAGCAGAAGAAAGGGAGAGGGCUAAGGCAGAGGAGAAGAAGAAAGCAGAAGAAAGGGAGAGGGCUAAGGCAGAGGAGAAGAAGAAAGCAGAAGAAAGGGAGAGGGCUAAGGCAGAGGAGAAGAAGAGAGCAGCUGAAGAAAAGGCUAAGCUAGAAGAGGCGAAAUUAAAGGCAAAACAAAAGGUAGAAGAGAAAAAAAUUGAAGACAAAAAAGUAGAAGAUAAACAGGUAAAAGAGAAGAAAAUAGAAGAAAAACAGGUAAAAGCGAAGAAAGUGCAAGAGGAAAAACCUCAAACAGUCUCCCUAAGAAAACAGGGGGAAGAAAAAGAGGUUAAAGUGGAAGCUAAAAAAGAAAAAUUACCAGACGAGAAACCUCAACCCACCUUCAAAAAACAGCAGAUCAAAGAUGACAAGGCUAAUAAGGACAAAGCACCUAAGGAGGAGGUGAAACCUAUCUGGGAUCGUAAGAAGGGAUUUCCUGAACCAAAGCCACAGAAUGGAGAGCGUUUCCAGGAACUUACUACUCACAAACUUAAACAUACCGAGAAUAUUUUUAGCCGCUCCGGCAUGAAAGCAACUACAAAUGCUGAGGAUGGUAAGCCGGUGUCCCAGGCUGAAGCUGGCAAACGACUAGAGGAGCUGCGCCGUCGCCGAGGCGAAAAUGAGAGUGAGGAGUUUGAGAAGUUAAAGGAGAAGCAACAGGAGGCAGCCGUGGAGCUGGAGGAACUGAAGAAAAAGCGUGAGGAGCGUCGGAAGAUCCUUGAGGAAGAGGAACAGAGGAGGAAACAGGAGGAGGCUGAGAGAAAAGCCAGAGAGGAGGAGGAGAAGAGGAGGCUGAAAGAAGACAUUGAGAGGAGAAGGGCUGAAGCUGCUGAAAAACGUCAGAAGAUGCCAGAAGAUGGUUUGUCAGAUGACAAGAAGCCAUUUAAGUGUUUCACUCCCAAGGGUUCAUCUCUCAAGAUAGAAGAACGAGCAGAGUUUUUGAACAAAUCCGUUCAGAAGAGUGGUGCUAAACCCACUCACUCGGCAGCAAUUGUCUCCAAGAUUGACAGCAGACUUGAGCAAUACACUAGUGCAAUUGAGGGCACAAAGACUGCAAAACCUGCUAAGCCAGCACCCUCUGACCUUCCAGUCCCAGCUGAGGGUGUCCGUAAUAUCAAAAGCAUGUGGGAGAAAGGGAAUGUAUUCUCAUCACCCUCUGGGCCAGGGACACCAAAUAAGGAAACAGCUGGACUGAAGGUUGGGGUGUCCAGUCGUAUCAAUGAAUGGUUAACUAAGACCCCAGACACCAAUAAAUCACCUGCUCCGAAACCUUCUGAUUUAAGACCAGGAGAUGUAUCCAACAAACGUAAUCUCUGGGAGAAGCAGUCCAAUGAAAAGGCGACCUCUCCUUCUAAGGUAACAGCUAUGGGGAAAAAGUCAGAGACUAAUGCAGGUUUGAGACAAUUUGAGAAAGAACCCUAGGAGGCUACUAAAGAUGCUGGACCAACUCAUUUUGAAAGUGCUAAAUUGUCCUUUUUAUAUUUAUGUUUAUUUACCAAAACGUCUUUUUGCAUUAUCCCAGUUAAAACCAUGUAUAUUAGCACUGUAUUUAAUAAUCAGUCUAGAUAUUCAUCAUAAUAGUACUGCCUUUGCACAAGAGCCUUUAUUCCUAAAGAAACCCAUGCUGUGAAAUACUCUCCUACUGAUAGUCAUGACUAUGUGUCUGAACAGUGAUUUCAACUGGCAUAAAAGGUCAACCCCCAAAUGCAUGCACCGUUGAAUUACUUAAGAAAAGUGUGCAGUAAACCCAUAAAAACAGUGGUUACUUUUGGAAUACAGAAGUCUUUUUCUGCACUUUAGACUAAGGCAUGGAAAAAAUCUUUAGUUGACAAUGUAAUAUUUUCUGUAAGUUGCCCAUGUCAUAAAUACUGCAUCAAUAACUUGUUUAAAUUUAUUGUUUUAUACUUAAGUAUCAAUUUUUUCAUUCUAGUUUUAAGUUAAUACCUUUAAUUUGGAUGAUUGUUAGCUGACAGCGGUACUGAUACUCUGUUUUUGUUAGUGAUUAGUAAUUGAUUGCAAUAUAUACACAUAGCUUUACAAAGUUUAGCUUUAAGGCACUACUAAUGGUAGACUGCUUUAAUACAUGCUAGAGUAUUAUAUUUAGUAAUGAAUGCACAUAAUUAGCCGGUAUCACAGCUUUUAAAAGUCACACACUUUUCUAUAGUAAGACUUCAUAAUUUUGCCAUUAGAGGUAUGGCAAGAUGAGUAUUAAAUUUUUUUAAAAUGUAAGAUGCCCAGUAAUGGGUAAUGAAAAAAGAAAACUAUAGUUUUAAAGAGGGGAAAGUAAGGGUAUAGAGGAUCAAAAGUAGGUCACUUGUAUAAAACAUCCUAGUUUAAUUUAUGUAAAACUACCAUCAUUAAAAAUUUAACACAGCUGAAGCUGAAACGACUGUACACUAAAUCUUGCCAUUCAUCAGUGCCGUAUAUUAAGUCCACCUAACUACUCAAAGUGAAGUAAGCCUCUAAUUAUGGUGUUUAACUAUCUCCCAAAGCUCUUAUUUACAGAUGUGGUGUUUGAUUUGUAUAUAGUAAACACAGUGCUAUAAGUCAGCUUGGUUUGAAUUUACAUGCCAUAAGGUUUAGCAUUUACAUCCUACAGUAUAUGGGUGGAAUAAACUAGUUAACUGAAGUAGCCCUAAAAUGCUUAACAGCUUCCUGCAUUGGAACUACAGAGAACUCCCUCCUUCAUCACUACUUUUAUUUGCAGCAUGUUUUUUGUAGCCGCUGACUUUUUUUUAUCAGAGGGGAGAACAUCAUAUUUCAAUUCAAAGAUGAUCUCCUCUGCUUAGCUGAAUCAUCUUGUUUACAUAUUGAGAUGCACUUGGCUAUCUGUAGGGGGUGAAACUGUGCAACAAUGGCUGGCACUGUUUCUGAAUUGUCAUGGUUUUUGUAAACACCUCUCUCUGAAACUUUCAAAUACAUUUGAUAGCUGCAAUAAAAAUGACUUGUUCAAACAAUAUACUCUGAAACUGCACCAAUAAUAAAUGGAAUAUUUCCAUCAACAG